AUGAAGCACCUCAGCUCUGCACCCCGGGCCGCCCUGGUCCUCAGCCUGGUCUUUGCCUCCUUCCCCUCGGCUGGCUUGGCAGAAUCAAGCAGCAGCAGCAAUUCAACCUUGACCGUCCACCAUCCAGACCUUGAGACCCUGGAGCAGUGCCCCAAUGUAGACUUCUGCCCACAAGCAGCCCGCUGUUGCCACACAGGAGUGGAUGAAUACGGCUGGAUCGCGGCUGCCGUUGGCUGGAGUCUCUUGUUCCUCACCCUCAUCCUGCUCUGUGUGGACAAACUGAUGAAGCUAACCCCAGAUGAGCCCAAGGACUUGCAAGCAUGAGGCUGAGAAUCCUAGUUCCAAGAAUGGCAGUCACCACCAAUCUGUGGCUAAUAGCGGGAGGCAAUAGUGCUAACGUGGUUUCCAUGAUUUUAAAGUCAUUUUCACCUUUAAGCUUCAGUUACUUUUAAAAGGGAAGGAAGAAGGAAAUGGGGAUCCGAACGAGAUCAGACCAGUGCUGCCAUCACACCUAAUUUCAAAAGGCACUCGGGGGUGGGGGAAGGGUCCUUUAUGAUCUGAUUAUCUCCCUGACAACCUCCUUUCUCAGGAUGGUCCCCAUGGGUAUUGCCCGUAUUUUACCCAUUGCUUUCUUCGGGUCCCAGGAGUGGAGCACAAGAAACACACACCUUCGUCUUUCAAUCAACAUUCGAAACUAAACUCAUAACCUUCUCACCAAAAACAAGUCACUGUCUUUUGUCCCUCACCUCAGUCAAGGGCAUCACUGUCAUUUCAAAACAUGAGCAGCACCUUGGACACCCGGCUUCCUCCCUGCUCCUUGCCCUUUCCUCAACGUAUCUUCCAUGGCUAUCCUGGCCCAUUCUCCCUGUGGGUUCCCCAGUUCUGGCCUUCACUUCACCGUCCCUACACCGUUGUAGGAAUAUUCUGUUUCCUUCUCCCCGCAGCUUGCAGGUGCUGUCACACCCCUGCUGACAACCUCCAGUAACACUGAAUGACCAGGACCUCUCAACCUGGCACUCAGUUCUUUGCAAGCGUCCAACCAUCUUCCCAGGUCUAUCUCCUAGCACCUCCGGGAUGAGGCUCUGACCUGCCCAUCCUUCAUCCUGACAUCUUCCACUCCUCUGCUACCAUUUCCUCUGCUGAGGUAGCUGUCUUCCACCUCCACCUGCAGAAGGAAGGCCAUUCCUCAAAGUCCAGCUCUAAUGCUUGCUCUGCCUGGAGCCUCCUCUGCCUGUCUUAAGGGGGGCCUGGAGCUGGAGCUCUUAGGGCACUUCUGUGAUGCUCUGAGGCACAGCCAUUGUGAACAGGCCUCCUCACCAUCCGCUGAUGCUUCCUCACACUCUGGGGGCACAGACAGCUCUUCAUAAUGUUUGUCCAAUGAAUGAACGAAUAAAUGAACUAAUGAGCUCUUGCCCUCAAUGAAUUCAUGCUCAUCGCUCUGCAUUCAGAAUCUCCAUUUUUCUGUCGAUGAUUGACAUAACUGACUUACUGGAGAAGCCACUUGGUUCCUGGUCUCACAGGGAGUCACUUAGGGCAAGGAUGUCACCGUCACUGUGGACUCUUCCAGUGGGAGUCUGGAGGAGGGGAGGGUGGGUUCAUCAGAAGGAGGGAAGGACAAUGACUCUUUCUUCAUGAAAGCAUGUCUGCCCUUUGGGAGCAAACAUGUGUUUAGAUUGGAUAAACUCUAAAUAAUCAUAAUGCAAAAGAGAAAAGUGAGAAUCCUCUGAAGUAGGAAGAAACAUCUAGAGGUGGCAAAGGACUCAAAGCCACCCAACUGCUCCUUCAGAAAGUGUAAAUAAAUUUCCCCGGCAAUGGGAACUGAAGGGAUUCCCUGGCUUGCUUUGCUGCCUUCUGAAGAGCCAGUUUCAGAAUCUCAGUUGUUUAAUCAGUAAAACAGGAUAGAUUUAAUUGUUCCUCAGUGUUAAAUAAUCAUGUGAAUAAAAGUGUCUGUGUAAGUCCCAA
This is a messenger RNA of Camelus dromedarius (Arabian camel), 1962 nucleotides long. RefSeq names its product transmembrane protein 213 (gene TMEM213). The coding region runs from base 1 to 324 and encodes 107 amino acids. The record is from RefSeq and is a predicted model, not a curated record. The transcript is spliced from 3 exons. Lineage: Eukaryota; Metazoa; Chordata; Mammalia; Artiodactyla; Camelidae.